Coprinopsis cinerea okayama7#130 is the source of this 954-nucleotide messenger RNA. RefSeq lists its product as hypothetical. NCBI's taxonomy places the organism in Eukaryota, Fungi, Basidiomycota, Agaricomycetes, Agaricales, Psathyrellaceae. The record is from RefSeq and is a predicted model, not a curated record. The transcript has 3 exons. The coding region runs from base 1 to 954 and encodes 317 amino acids.
AUGGCCACCUAUCAGCUGUGGGACAGAGACACAGAUUUGAAACUGGGGCACUUUUGCGUCUCUGGUCUCAUAUCUGGGGCUUGGCUUUUUCAUGAUGACUGGGAAUCGCGCCUUUUCCCUCUCGCCUUUCGCCUCGCCGUGUGUCGGACACAAUACGAAUCGACCUUCAUUGAGGUCUACGAUAUCACAGCCGAAGUUGAAGAUGGUGAAGUUCGAUACUCGAGCACUCGGCUAAGGUCCCAUGCCCCAUUCUAUGAUGAGGCUCUCAAAGUCUCUCGCCCCUGCUCACUUCUCGGAAAUUAUCUCGCAUACGUUACACAGGUAAACCGUGUGAGAAUCAUCGAUUGGACGUCGUUCGAUCCCCAGGACCCUACGACUAGAAUAUGCCCUCCGAGGAUUAUGUAUGUCUUGCUACUGCCCAAUCGGAGAAUUUUGUUGAUGAACGACUAUGUCUCCAUUUGGGAUUGGGAAAAGGGUAGAAUGUUGGCUGCUUCGAACUCACCGGACGCGUGGUCGAAAUCUCAAUGGAGGUCGUCUGACUUCCUCGAUACACCCCAUCCAUUCACAACUCCUUUUUACAUUCGGGGCUCCAUUCGUCUGGUCCUCGCCGGGGCCGACGAUGUGCUGCUUGGGAUGAUCAUCCCUGCGGAUACCGAGAAACGAGCACCCUCUGAUCAUGAUGUCUCCAUGGUCCGCCUCUUGGAAGCCCGUAUACCUCUCGGGCAUACCACACGGUGGUUUGGCUAUCGUAAAGGUGCAUAUCUUGCCAAGGAUUGCGACAAUCUGGUCUGUUACAAAUGGCCAGAUGACGACCUGCCUCCUCCCUCCUACCAGUCGAUUAGGCUCCCAGGACAGUUCUGGGAUAUGCAUGGAUGUAUGGAGGCAGACAGUGACUACACACGCCUCGUUACGUUCUCGCUUAGAUCUCCACCUUUAUGCACUAUCUUUGGAUAG